GAAUCGACUGGCAGAAUGCGGCUUCAAGGUUUGACAGGUUACAGCAGACAGUUCAUUCCGAACUACGCAGGUAAAACCGCCCCUUUAAGGGACCUGAUUAAGAAAGUCGGUGCUCGAAACCUGAGGGCUGAGUUGUCUUGGACACCGGCCACAGAGUCCGCGUUCAUUUCAUUGAAGCAGGAUUUGUCGAGGGCCACUGACUUGGCCACGCCAAAUUACGAUGAACCAUUCUACCUGGAUGUUUCUGAAACAAAUGACAUUGUAAAUGGUGUAUUGUUUCAGAAAAAAGGGGGGAGUAGAGAUGUGCUCAUGUAUGUUAGCAUAAAAUUGGGCCCAAUAGAAGCAAGACACCCAACAUGCACACGACAUGCAGCAGGGGUCGCAAAAAUCAUUCAGAAAACAGCACACAUAGUAAGGGAACACCCACUGAAAGUGCUCACCACACACAGUGUGGUGGCUUACGUGAACUCACAGGCGUUCACAAUGACCCCACUGAAACAACAGAGGUUGAGCAAAGUUUUAGAUGCACCUAACCUGACAUUCACACAUGAAGGGAUUAACAUGGCAGAUUUAAUGGGGUCAGGGGAACCACAUGAUUGCGUGAAGAGAGCCCAGGUUGAAGAGAAAGUGAGAGAGGAUCUAAAAGCGGAACCCAUAGCAGGAGCAGAGGAGUGGUUCACAGAUGGAUGCUGCCACAGAGAUGAAGAAGGACUUAAAGCAGGGUAUGCUGUAGUUCGCAGAGUAGGACAGGAGUAUCAGGUAAUAGAGGCAGGAAGGAUUGAGGGACAGCAGUCAGCCCAGAGAGCUGAAGUGAUAGCCCUGAUCCGAGCGCUGCGGUUGGCCAAGAACCUGAAAGUGAACAUUUACACUGACUCAGCAUAUGCGUUUGGAGCCGCACAGGUGGAGCUGGCUCAGUGGAAGAGAGCUGGAUACAGAACUGCAACCAACGCACCGAUCUGCCACAAGAAGGAAAUGGAGGAACUGGAGAAAGCCCUAGAGGAUCCAGAUGAGGUGAGUAUUGUAAAAUGCAAAGGACACUCACAGGGAGAUAAUCCGGUGGCAAGAGGAAACCGGACAGCGGAUGAAGCUGCAAAAAAGGCCGCAGGCUACAAAGGACAGAGACAAAUGGUGCAGGUAACGGCAGAAGAGGAGGGGAGCACCAACACCUUGGAGGAGGUCAGACAGGCUCAGAAGGAAGCAUCCCCAGAGGAAAAGGGGGUGUGGCAGGCUAGAGGAGCCUGGCAGGAGGAAGGCCUGUGGAGGAGCCCGGACGGGCGUCCAGUUUUGACGACCAAAAUGGCAAAGCAGAAGGUAAGUGAAGCUCACGGACUGGGCCACGUGGGUAUAAAACAAAUGGAGAAAAACCUGUGUCGAUGGUGGCACCCGGAAUUAAGGAACAUGGUACAGGAGAAGGCCAGAACAUGUCUAAUCUGUGGAGCACACAAUCCCAAACCAGCAGUGAAACCAGAGCCGGGUAAGUUUUUGAUGCCUGAGAGACCAGGAGAGGAGAUUGUUAUUGAUUUCACUGACAUGAUUGAGACAGGCCCCGGUGGUGUGAGGUAUUUGUUGGUGUGUGUUGAUGCCUUGACCGGCUGGCCCGAGGCUUGGCCAACCCGGAAGGAAGACGCAAAGAGUGUAAUAAAGUGUUUGAUUAACCAUUACAUUCCGCGACACGGGUUUCCCCGAAGGAUUAGAUCAGAUAAUGGCACACACUUUAAAAACCAGGAUCUGCAAGAAGUAGAGAGAAUGUUGGGAGUGCAGCAUAAAUUUGGGACAGUGUAUCAUCCCCAGUCUCAGGGAAAAGUAGAAAGAAUGAAUCUGAACUUAAAAAAUAAGAUGGCUAAAAUAUGCGCACAAACAGGGUUAAACUGGGUAGCUGCACUCCCCAUUGCUUUGAUGACCAUACGAUGUUCUGUGAAUCAGUCAACAGGCUUUACCCCGUACGAGCUGCUGACCGGGAGACAGUUUCCAGCCCCUUGGACAGUGGUCUCGGCGGAGCAGCCCCAGAAAAGGAACAGGUCUCAUGCUGAAUAUUUUAACGAGUUGAAAGCCCUUGUGUCCAGUUUCACAAAACAGGUGACGUGUGAGAACCCCAGAGAGAAAGGAGAGGUCCCUGACGCCAAGGCGGUGUGGCUAAAGGUCAUCAAACGCAAGUGGAAGGAACCCAGGUGGACAGGUCCAUACGAGGUGACAGCUCGGACGGCUACAGCGGUCCAGUUGAAAGGGAAAGGCGACACCUGGUUCCACUGGACGCAGUGUGCGGCAGCAGACGAGAGCCUAGUGGACGAGGACUCGGCUCCACCGGACACGGGGGGCAACAAAUCUAAGAGGCAAAAUAAAUCCUCUCCCCCGUGCAACGGGCCGAUCGGUAGUCUACCCGAAAGGCCGAAGCAAGAAGAACCGCUGAGGAGGAGGUCGCCGCGCCUGCAGAAAGGAGCAACCACAAACUGAGUGGCCGGAGAAGGGUAGCUGAAAAAGAGAAAAAGCAAGCAGCAAAGAGACACAGAAAAACCACGUUUUGUAUUCUUUUAUUUUUAAUCAUUAAAUACACGCUGAAAAAUGCCACGCCGUGAAUUAGAUCCUCAUGAAGAGAGGGCACAAAUUAAAAUAUUACUUGUUAUUGUGAGUUUGAUGUCUGUGAUGAUAUUAAUUAUGGCCGUAUGUUUGCUCGUUUAUACUUUGCAGAAAAACCCAAGCGAACUGUCCGGACCCGGAGGCCAGCCCACUCCAGCACCACAAGAGGGAUCGUUCACCGAAACGGGGCCGAGGGUGAGAACAAAACGUGAGAUCUCGGGUACAAAGGAUGGGUGUCUCAGCAGAUAUAAGGGGCUAGAGCUGGACUACGUUAAAGGGUCCACAAGUGCGUAUACGUUUGACUUAUGUGAAAUAAUAGAUUGCGAAGGGGCAAACGGUAGCUGGAGGGGAUAUGAUGUGUGGAUUUGUAGCCACCCUUACAUCUGCACGCGGGCAGGGAGCCCUCACUCCAGUCGGGGAAGUCACGCUGUCCUGGGGUCUUAUACUGCAGGGCAGUGGUGUAUUCCUGGUUGGGGGAAUGUGGUAGGAUGGACCGGAGUGGGGUGGCAGCCGCAAGUGCCUGAAGGGUUAAAAGGGAUAGCAAUACAGAGGGAUUUUUCCACUUCUCAGAACCCCAUCACCCUUUCCCUGGGUCCUUGGAAUGCUCUCCCUAGGUCAGAAAGUCCGGGAGGUGUGUUUUAUCUGGUAAUCGGGAUAGAUAUGGUGGGAACAGAUCCGACAGGGGUAAUUAGGAUAAAUCUUGUCAACCCAAAACCCAAGCCAGUAGGAAACGAGUCGUCCACCGCAGCACCAGAGGAACGGGAACCAAAAGCCAGGCGAGUCCUCACGGUAGAUUAUACGAGGUUAAAACCAAAGGAUUUGAUAGAACGCGCCACCGGGUUCAGUGACAGCAACCUGUGGCUGGACUGGAUGGCAUUAAAUGCCGAGGAGCAGCAAGUGUCAAAUUGUGUGGCUUGUGCGUCGGCUAGACCACGUUUGUUCACAGAACCUGCACCACUACAUCCAGAGGAUCAGUGGGGCUAUGACUGUAUGCUGCAACUGACUAGAGGAGUGGUGAGCACUGGAAACUGCACGGUGUUGUCCAGUUUAUUUCCCCCAACCGAUAAACAUACGAAGGCGGGACCAUUUAUGCCGAAAAAAGAUAAUUAUACGUGUUUUAAGUUCUCCACAGAUCACGUGAAAUAUGAGGUGGGAGAAAUUGACUCAAGUUGGUGUUCGGUUACCAAAACGGGGAGAACCACAAACAAUGUAAGUGAUGCAAACACUUUGAUUGGGACCUGGGCUAGAAGUGGGCUUUAUUAUUAUUGCGGACAUAAAACUCUUUUGGCUCGUGUUCCUCUGGGAAGCGUGGGGACGUGCGCAAUGGUGAGGCUAGGUGCGCCACUUAUGUUAAUAGGAAACCGGGUGAAGGCAUUCCCAACGCACGACACACGCACACUGACAGCUAGGCGCAAGAGACACGUUCUGGUAAAAAGAGGGGCUGAGGGAACACAUGCUUAUGAUCCUAGGAUGGACUCGCCGACCUGGAUAGACUCAAUAGGAGUGCCCCGGGGAGUUCCAAAUGAGUAUAAGCUUGCAGAUCAAAUAGCUGCCGGGUUUGAAAAUAUUCCAAUAAUCGCUGCUCUCUUUCCUGUGACCCCUAAUAAGAAUGUGGAUAGAAUUAAUUAUGUUCACUAUAAUCUGCUGAGACUCUCUAACCUUACUCGAGAUGGGA
This is a messenger RNA of Oreochromis niloticus (Nile tilapia), 4249 nucleotides long. RefSeq lists its product as uncharacterized. Gene Ontology annotation, biological process: DNA integration. The coding region runs from base 16 to 2451 and encodes 811 amino acids. The record is from RefSeq and is a predicted model, not a curated record. NCBI's taxonomy places the organism in Eukaryota, Metazoa, Chordata, Actinopteri, Cichliformes, Cichlidae. The transcript has 2 exons. Gene Ontology annotation, molecular function: RNA-DNA hybrid ribonuclease activity; nucleic acid binding.